Verticillium dahliae VdLs.17 is the source of this 1443-nucleotide messenger RNA. Its product is annotated as homocitrate synthase. The transcript is spliced from 10 exons. The coding region runs from base 1 to 1443 and encodes 480 amino acids. Gene Ontology annotation, cellular component: mitochondrion. The record is from RefSeq and is a predicted model, not a curated record. Gene Ontology annotation, molecular function: homocitrate synthase activity. Lineage: Eukaryota; Fungi; Ascomycota; Sordariomycetes; Glomerellales; Plectosphaerellaceae.
AUGUGCCCUACACCCGACACGCCAGCCGUCAAUGGCCACACCAACGGGACCAACGGCACCUCCAACGGUGCCAAUGGCAAGACUGGAGACCAUCCCGGUUACACCGGUGUCCAGAAGGACAGCCCUUACAAGCCAGUCGGUGACUUCCUGAGCAAUGUCUCAAGAUUCAAGAUCAUCGAGUCCACUCUCCGUGAGGGCGAACAGUUUGCCAACGCCUUCUUCGACACCGAGACUAAGAUCAAGAUUGCCAAGGCUCUCGAUGACUUCGGCGUCGACUACAUCGAGCUGACGAGCCCUGCCGCUUCCGAACAAUCCCGUAGGGACUGCGAGGCUAUCUGCAAGCUCGGCCUCAAGGCCAAGAUCCUGACUCACGUGCGCUGCCACAUGGACGAUGCCCGCCUGGCCGUCGAGACUGGUGUCGAUGGUGUCGACGUUGUCAUCGGCACUUCCUCCUACCUGCGCGAGCACUCCCACGGCAAGGACAUGACCUACAUCAUCAACACUGCCGUCGAGGUUAUUCAGUUCGUCAAGUCGAAGGGUCUCGAGAUUCGUUUCUCUAGUGAGGAUUCGUUUCGCAGUGACCUUGUCGACCUCCUCUCUGUCUACAGCGCCGUAGACAAGGUCGGUGUGCACCGUGUUGGUAUCGCCGACACCGUUGGAUGCGCCAGCCCGCGCCAGGUCUACGAUCUCGUCAGGACCCUGAGAGGUGUCGUCAGCUGUGACAUUGAGACGCAUUUCCACAACGACACCGGUUGCGCCAUUGCGAACGCCUACUGCGCCCUAGAGGCCGGCGCGACGCACAUCGAUACCUCCGUCAUCGGUAUCGGUGAACGCAACGGCAUCACCCCUCUGGGUGGCCUCAUGGCAAGGAUGAUCGUCGCCGACCACGAGUACGUCACCAGCAAGUACAAGCUGCACAAGCUCAAGGCCCUGGAGGACCUCGUUGCCGAGAGCGUCGAAAUCAACAUCCCCUUCAACAACUACAUCACCGGCUUUUGCGCCUUCACCCACAAGGCUGGCAUCCACGCCAAGGCUAUUCUCAACAACCCCUCCACCUACGAAAUCAUCAACCCCGCCGAUUUUGGCAUGAGCCGCUACGUCCACUUCGCCUCUAGGCUCACCGGCUGGAAUGCCAUCAAGAGCCGUGUCGAGCAGCUCGGCCUCACCAUGACCGACGCUCAGGUCAAGGUUGUCACGCAGAAGAUCAAGGCGCUGGCUGAUGUGCGUCCCAUUGCUGUCGACGACGCCGACUCGAUCAUCCGAACCUUCCACCUUAACCUGACAACGGACGCCGAGAAGCCCCUGCUUCCCAACAUGACCGAGGAGGAGCGCAUCAAGUUUGAGCAGGCGGAGAAGGAGCUCGCUGCUGUGCCCGAGAAGAGGGCGCUCGACGAGUCGGCUGCUGCCGAGGCCGACGUGGCCGCCAAGAAGGUCAAGGUGUAA